UACUCGUCUUCCUCCUCCGUUGACGACAUUUUGACAGUCUCCGCUACUAGCAGCAGCAGCAGCAGCAGCUAACCCAAGCCCCACAAGUAUUCAUAAGCCGAAGCUCUGGAGAGAGUGAUUCGCAACGCCAAAGGAAAAGAUACUCGUUUUCUCAAAGACGACACCGUUUAUGUACUCAAAGCUGAGAGAGUAAGAGUUCUAGAUCAGAGACCAGAGACUGUUCUCUAUAUAUAUACACAUACAUACACACACACACAGCAUAUACAUAAUAUAUACAUAUAUAUAUAUAUAGAGAGAGAGAGAGAGAAGUCGAAAUGGAGCGCUAUGAGAUACUGAAAGAUAUAGGGUCGGGUAAUUUCGGUGUUGCGAAGCUGGUGAGAGAUAAAUGGAGCGGUGAGCUUUAUGCUGUUAAGUAUAUUGAAAGAGGUCAAAAGAUUGACGAGCACGUGCAGAGGGAGAUUAUGAAUCACAGGUCCUUGAAACAUCCCAAUAUAAUAAGAUUUAAGGAGGUGCUGUUAACGCCAACCCAUCUGGCCAUAGUCAUGGAAUAUGCUGCUGGAGGUGAACUGUUUGAGACAAUAUGCAAUGCUGGUAGAUUUAGUGAGGAUGAGGCAAGAUAUUUCUUUCAGCAAUUGAUAUCAGGAGUCAGUUACUGCCAUUCAAUGCAAAUCUGCCAUAGAGACCUGAAACUAGAAAAUACACUUUUAGAUGGAAGCUCAGAACCGCGGCUCAAGAUCUGCGACUUUGGCUAUUCCAAGUCGUCGGUGUUGCAUUCUCAGCCCAAAUCCACCGUGGGAACACCCGCUUACAUCGCCCCAGAAGUUCUGUCUCGUAAAGAAUAUGAUGGAAAGAUUGCAGAUGUUUGGUCCUGUGGGGUAACCUUGUAUGUGAUGCUGGUUGGAGCUUAUCCUUUCGAAGAUCCUGAAGAUCCAAGAAAUUUCAGAAAGACAAUUCAGAGGAUUCUUAGUGUCCAAUAUUCGAUUCCGGAUUACAUUAGGGUUUCCCGAGAAUGUAAACAUCUCUUAUCCCGAAUUUUCGUUGCGAAUCCUGAAAAGAGAAUAACGAUCCCGGAAAUUAAAAAGCACCCGUGGUUUUUAAAGAAGUUACCAGUAGAAUUCACGGACGAAGAUGGAGGUGUAACGAGCUUCGAAGAGAAUGGCAACAAAGAGGACGAAAAAGAAGGCCACAGUGUUGAAGAUAUAGUAGCAAUAAUUCAAGAAGCGAGGAAGCCCGGAGACGGGAUCAGCGAGGUCGGCGGGCGACUUCUAGGGGGAAGCUUGGAUCUUGACGACAUUGAUGCCGAUGCAGACAUUGAAGACAUUGAGACGAGCGGUGAUUUCGUAUGUGCGUUAUAAUAACGCUAACGCUGUUGAAAUUUCGUUACUGUAAGUUCAGACGUAUAAUUUUAAUAAUAUUAAAUUAUUAUAAUUUCUUA
Carica papaya (papaya) is the source of this 1435-nucleotide messenger RNA. It is a transcript of the gene SNRK2.7, whose product is annotated as SNF1-related protein kinase 2.7. NCBI's taxonomy places the organism in Eukaryota, Viridiplantae, Streptophyta, Magnoliopsida, Brassicales, Caricaceae. The record is from RefSeq and is a predicted model, not a curated record. Gene Ontology annotation, molecular function: protein serine/threonine kinase activity; ATP binding. Gene Ontology annotation, biological process: protein phosphorylation.